This is a messenger RNA of Thalassophryne amazonica, 961 nucleotides long. RefSeq names its product protein FAM180A-like. The record is from RefSeq and is a predicted model, not a curated record. Bases 272 to 787 code for a protein of 171 amino acids. The transcript is spliced from 2 exons. NCBI's taxonomy places the organism in Eukaryota, Metazoa, Chordata, Actinopteri, Batrachoidiformes, Batrachoididae.
UUUUAAUAUACAGAUGAUGAGAUACUAUGUUAAAAUGUAGACUUUCUAAAGGUCAGUGCUUAUUUCAUCAAACAGUACUGUUUGCUGGUUCUGAAAAGUUCCCCUAUACACACUGCAAGUCAAACGUUUGGACACACUUUCCCAUGCAUUUACACAAUAUUUUGACUUUUUUUUUAAAUGACGUGAUCACACAAUUGUGCCAUAGUAACGCCACAGUUUUCACUUUUUAUGCUACAAUUAUGAAAUGCUAAAUAAGCAUAAGUGAAGUUAAAUGGACAUGUGGGUUACGUGUCUUUUUUUUUCUGGUGGACUUUUUACAUUCACACCACAGUUCAUGUUGUCAUCAUUACAUCCAGUUCUGUUUCCGGCUGCGAGCAGAAUAAGGAGAGAUGUUGCUUCUGGCCUGAACCCCACCUUCCACAACUCCUUUGAUGAUGUUCAUCUAUUUUUUGAGAUCCUGCUGGCUGCGCGUUUCGAUACGAGUGGAGAGUUUUUAGUCAAAGACGCAGAGUUGAUGUCGCUGAGAAAGACGAGGAAACUGGAGGUCAUCUGUGAGGAGAUCAUUCCGAGGAAGCUAACAGACAUUCUCAGGGUAACGUCUGAACUUUCACAUUAUCAUUGUCGGCUGGAUCAAGAAAACUUUGAGCGCAUUCUGUUGACUAUGAUUUACGCCGCCCAUCAGAUGGUCAACUCGUCCACUGAGUACCAAAGAGAUGUUUGGGCAGAGUCGUUUGUUACCUUGUACAAAGUCAUCAAGCAAGAUUUAACAGGAAUAACGGGACACUGACUCUACAACGGCUGCGCUGAUUUGUGUUUCAUGUGGUGGUUGGCUAUGAAGAUCUUGAGAGAAAAGUCCCAUUUAGAGAUUUUUGAGAACCUGUUGUCCCAAACACUGAUCCUGGAUGGAAACUGCUGAAACGGCAGACAACUGGUCCAUCCCCACAUAUUGAAAAUAAUCUCU